AUGUCCCGUCGCGCCGCCGAUGAGCCAGCUGAGACGCCAGCCCGAAAAAGUUUCUCCGCAUUGCUGCGCACAUGGACCAGAAGCGUUCCUUCCACCGCUAGCAAGUCAUUCAAGGACAACGGCAAGAGCAAUGCAAUCUGGGCUGACAAGCGCACCAAUCGCUACAAGCUUAAUCCAGUCCAGGGUCGUCGCCGCAAGCCGAGCUUGGGUGAGUACUUCAAGGCAGAGGAUGUGCAGCGCGAAACUUCUACUUGCAGCACUGCUUGCAGCAGUGCCUGCAGCUCGACACCCCGCUUGAACAUCAACACCCCAGCUACGAGUGAAGAUGAGAUGUACGAGCUCUCACCCGUUGCCAAGGUUGCGGACCGAGGACCACGCAAAGCUUCCACUUCAUGCUGCAUGGCCUUCCUGCACCUUUGA
This is a messenger RNA of Symbiodinium pilosum, 420 nucleotides long. Lineage: Eukaryota; Dinophyceae; Suessiales; Symbiodiniaceae. The record is from the annotation of a GenBank genome assembly.